Vicia villosa (hairy vetch) is the source of this 1107-nucleotide messenger RNA. RefSeq lists its product as uncharacterized. The coding region runs from base 1 to 1107 and encodes 368 amino acids. The transcript has a single exon. Gene Ontology annotation, molecular function: RNA binding. Lineage: Eukaryota; Viridiplantae; Streptophyta; Magnoliopsida; Fabales; Fabaceae. The record is from RefSeq and is a predicted model, not a curated record.
AUGAGGGGUUCUAGUGUUGGUAAAUGGCAAAAGGUAAGGGAAGGAGGAAGAAGGGAGGUGAAGUGGGAUAUAGCGAGAGAGGGGAAGAGGAUGGCUAAAGGCAGUGAGACAUCAUCGUCUUUUUUCAUUACUGAAUUUAGAGAUAGGUGGAGAGCUAGAGAUCUGUAUUUCGAAUUCAAAGAGUUGGGAGACAUUGAGGAAGUGGUUAUUCCUCCGAGAAAAGAUAGAUUUGGUAGACGCUUUGGCUUUGUUCGUUUUCUGAAUGUCAAGGAUGAGGAGUUAAUGGCAACAAAGCUGGAUAAUAUGAUUCUAGAAGGGAGAAAGCUAUUCGCGAAUCUGCCAAGGUUCAGUAGGCCUAAAGAUGCUGAGCAAUCUGGUUUUGCGGCCCAGAAGAGUAUUCCAGCCAAGGCGAAUACAAAGGGAACCGGUGGUAAUAGGCUUGACGGCAUCGGAUAUGGAACGACUGUAAAUCAUCAAUCUUAUGUGGAUGUCAUCCGGAGCAGUAAUGGUAGUUUCAACUUUAACGAAGGCAACAAGGUGCCCAAAACUUUGUUCUUCAAGCCUUGCUUUGAAGAUGUUUCUCAAUACAAAAAGGCAUUCACAGGGAGGAUUAAAGAGUCGGGGAAGAUGGAAGAUAUCAAAAAACUUUUUCUUGAGGAAGGUAUCUUUUCUAUUAGGGUUACCGUGUUAGGCCCUAAUCUCUAUCUUCUGGAGGAUUUGAUUGAAGGAGAAGUUGAGUUGUUUGUUGAGGAGAGGAAAUCUUGGUGGGUGCAGUGGUUUAGUUCGAUCAAACAAUGGGAACCUAAGGACAGAGACGAAGAGAGGGUGACUUGGUUAAGAGUUUUGGGAGUCCCUUGUCAUGCAUGGAGUGAGAUAUGCUUUAAACAACUAGUAGACACUAAAGGUGUGUUUGUAAGAUGUGAUGAAGGAACUGUUUUGAAAAAGAGAAUGGAUGAGGCAAUAAUUUGUAUCAGAACUAAGAUCAGGGAGAGAUUGGAUGACAUGGUAAAACUUUCCAUUGAUGGACAGCUUUUUGUUGUUAGUUUGCUGGAGGACUCUUUUGGUACCACUGACAGCCCAAAACUUUGUUCUCUCGGGGAAGAAUAA